This is a messenger RNA of Racocetra persica, 1218 nucleotides long. The record is from the annotation of a GenBank genome assembly. NCBI's taxonomy places the organism in Eukaryota, Fungi, Glomeromycota, Glomeromycetes, Diversisporales, Gigasporaceae.
AUGUGUGAUGAAACUGUUCAACAGUAUUCUGGAUAUCUUGAUGCUGGUGCCAAGAAACAUUUCUUCUUUUGGUUCUUUGAAUCGAGAAGUAAUCCUCAAACUGAUCCAAUCGUUCUUUGGCUUGGUCCUUGCUCAGUUAACGAAGACGGAACUGAUACUAUUUUUAAUCCUUACUCAUGGAAUAACAAUGCUAGUGUUAUUUUCUUGGAUCAACCAAUUAAUGUUGGAUAUUCUUAUGGUAGCGGUGUGUCCAAUUCAUUGGCUGCUGCCACUGAUGUAUACGCGUUUUUACAAAUCUUCUUCCAAGAAUUUCCUCAAUAUGCCAAUUUGGAUUUCCAUAUUGCUGGUGAAUCGUAUGCUGGACAUUACAUACCUGCCAUAGCAGCAGAAAUUAACAAUAAUAAUAAAGGAACUUCUUCAUGGAUUCUUGCAAAUCAACCCAAAGCACUUAAACAUGUCAAUCUUGAAUCCAUCUUGAUUGGAAAUGGAUUAGUAGACCCUCUAGUACAAUACAAAUAUUACGCAGAUAUGGCCUGUAACUCUUCUUAUGAACCCGUAUUAGAAGAAUCCACAUGUGAUCAAAUGAGAAAUGCUUAUCCUCAAUGUGCAUCUAUGAUUCAACGAUGUUAUGAUUCUUCAAAUUCAUUCUCUUGUUUACCUGCUUCAAUGUAUUGUAAUAGAGAAAUGAUUCAACCUUAUCAACAAACUGGUAAAAAUGUUUAUGAUGUUAGAAAAGACUGUGAGGGUGGUGGUUUAUGUUAUCCAAUUUUAAAAGCCAUUGAGAGAUUUUCUAACCUUGGAGUUGUUAAAGCUGAAUUGGGUGUUGAUUCUUCGGUGGAAUAUAAAAGUUGUAACAUGGAAAUUAAUUUCAGAUUCCAACUUGCCGGUGAUUGGAUGCGUCCUUAUCACUUAUUGAUCCCACCGCUUUUGGAAAACAAUAUUCGAGUAUUGGUAUAUGCAGGUGAUGCUGAUUUUAUUUGUAAUUGGAUUGGUAACGAAGCAUGGGUAAAAGAACUUAAAUGGAGUGGUGAAAAAGGUUUUAACGAUGUCAAGGUUACUCCUUGGAAAACAGACAAUGGAGAACAUGCUGGAGAUGUUAGAACCUAUCAAGGAUUUACGUUCUUGAGAGUUUUUGAAGCUGGGCAUAUGGUACCUUAUGAUCAACCACGUCCAAGUUUAGAUUUCUUUAAUAAAUGGUUGUUCAAGAAAGAUUUGUAA